CGAAUCUGUGACGGCGAGCACGCUAAGACAACUCCUGAAGAAUGGCAACCCUCAACAGCACUCACUGGAAUGAGACUACGUCCAUUUCCCAGUAUCUGGGCUUCCAAGUGCAAAAAAUUUACCCUUUCCAUGACAACUGGAACACUGCCUGCUUUGUUAUCCUGAUCAUAUUCAUCUUCACUGUGGUUUCUCUGGUGGUGCUGGCUUUCCUCUAUGAACUGCUGGACUGUUGCUGCUGUGUGAAAAACAAGACUGUGAAAGACUUGGAGAAUGAACCCAAUCCUGUCAGAGCCAUGCUGAACAGCUUCAGGAAGCGUGAAACAGAGGUGGUGUAGGAGGGACUGAGCACCAGCACUUGGAGAACGUUUGACACCUUGAAUGAAGCCUCUUGUACCUUACAAAUGAGCAAGUCACGUGCUUUUUUGGUUUGGUCUUAAAUAUAACAGGUUGUAAUUUUAUCUCUGGAUGUGAACUGGAACAAUUGGCAAAGGCUUUCCAAGUGUUUAGCAGAAGGACAAUCUGUUGCAGUGUUAUGGGAGAAGAAAAGAUUUUUUGUUUUAAAUGAACUUUUGCUGUUUAUAUUGAGUGACUAGCAUAGAAUUUUGUCUACCUGACUGAAAAAGUGUUGCCUCAUGUGCAUAAAUCUGUGUUGCUUAACCAGAGAAAACGUUUAUAAAAAUGCUCAACAGUCUGAUCACACACAGUGCAAAGACACAGCAGUGCCAUCCCACCAAGUCAACUGCACAGAGACAGGACAGACAGACCAGGGGUGAGAAAAGACAUGGGAGAGAAGGG
Molecule: messenger RNA, 795 nt
Organism: Manacus vitellinus (golden-collared manakin)
Lineage: Eukaryota; Metazoa; Chordata; Aves; Passeriformes; Pipridae
Gene: SMIM18
Product: small integral membrane protein 18
Exons: 1
Coding region: 42-335 (97 amino acids)
Source: RefSeq, a predicted model, not a curated record